AUGAAGGAAGAGUGCAUAAUUUGCUAUGAUACGUAUACCACAGGGGUAGUCACUGAGUGUGGGCACAGGUGCUGUUUAAAGUGUGGGUUACGGUAUAAAUUUAUAAGUAAUAAGUCAGGGUGUCCAAUCUGUCUUAGAGAGGUGGCUGAUGAAGAAUUACUGUUUCGCAUGGUGAGGAGUCCCGGGGAGAGAUUCAUUAAUACGGAAGAGUCUUAUAUCUGGGCUAAUUCUAUUGUGUGCAAACCCGAGGAGAUUGAAGAGAUUGAAGGAUUGCUUACUCGGUCCUGUAAAUUGUGUAAGACAGAGUUCUAUGACAGUGAAACACUAAUGGCUCAUUAUACAGCCAAGCAUAAAAGGUACUUAUGUGAACUGUGCGUACAGUACAGAUGUGAAUUUCCGUCUGAGUAUAUCGUGUACAGUUUAGCAGAAUUAAAUACGCACAGGACAGAGAAGACCAUAGGAAAUGGCCAUCCUAGCUGUGGGUUCUGUAGGGAGCGGUUUUAUACACCAGAGAUCUUAAUGAAGCACUGCAGAAAGGCCCAUGAAUUAUGCUAUUUGUGUGAGAGACUUGGCAAGAAGAACGAGUACUACAAGAACUAUAAGGAAUUAGAAGGACACUUUAAGAAAGCACACUAUACAUGCGAUGAGAAAAUGUGUUUAGAUGCCAGGUGCUAUGCAUUUAUUGAUGAAAUUGAGUUGGCAGCGCAUAAAGUCAGCACACACCCCGUCAAAAAAGAACGAAUCAGAAUUCCGAUACUCUCCUCAGUGCACGCGCAUAAGAAGACAGCCGUAAAAGAAGACGUAUACAAAAAAGGAAGAAACCCGAAUGAACCCGGAAAUGAGUCCAGUGCAGAGAGUGCACCCCAGGACAGGAAUACUCCAGAAGUACCAAAGCACUUGAACAGAGAAGAGUUAUUAAAGAAAAGGAACAUGAAAGAAAAGUAUACAAAUAUGAUCAGUCGGUCGUAUACAUCACCAAGGGACGUAGUGCUAUUAACAGAGAAAUACGACAGAGUGGAAAUAGGACUGGACGAGUUUGUUGGUCAAAUAAGAGCCAUCCUUGGUGAUACGAAAACAAUCGAGUUCAUUGAAAGGGUUUCAACAUACUUAAUGCCAGACAGGACAGAAGACAUUAAAGUGAACUUCCCGAAGAUCAGAAGAUCAAUUGAAUUUGCACCAACCCCACAGAAAUCACCACACGCCAAGAACCAGCCACAGAAGAGUGCCGGGUCACCACAGGAACAGAAAAAAGAAGAAUCACCAAGUGGGUACACAAUCAACCCACAGAAGAAUCCACUUGAAUGUGCGUAUACAACAGCCCAUAAGAAGGACUUAAACCCACCCAAGCAGAAACCUGCACUGAAAGUGUCUUGGUCCUCAGCACACACAAUUUCCGGGUGGAGUAACAAACCCGGGGCAGCCACAAAGCCCACCCCAAUUUCAAAAAUUGAGAUAAAAUUACCCACAGCAAUUAAAAAGGACUCUUCGAAGGCACCGAAUGACAAGGAGACUGCCCCUACAAGAAGACACCGCGUAUUUGAAAUUAAAUGAAUAAAAUUAAUA
Molecule: messenger RNA, 1563 nt
Organism: Nematocida parisii ERTm1
Lineage: Eukaryota; Fungi; Microsporidia
Exons: 1
Coding region: 1-1551 (516 amino acids)
Biological process (GO): rescue of stalled cytosolic ribosome; protein ubiquitination
Molecular function (GO): ribosome binding; ubiquitin protein ligase activity
Source: RefSeq, a predicted model, not a curated record